AGGGCUCAGGCUCCAGAGCUAGGGGCCGCAGUGAGCCGCCAUGGCGCGAAGGCGAGCAGCCGGUGUGGCGCUUUUGGCCUUCUGUGUCAUGAGCGAUUGGCCAAGGCCUGGCUUCGUCCAAAGCUCCCGCAGCCAAAGCCGGAGCCCCGGCGGCGCCGCCCGCCGGGCGGUUGGCCUGGAAUUCUUACGGGAGCCCCUGGAGGCCUAUGCCGCGGCUCGGGUGGCAGAUUCCCCCUUCCUGGCGGAGGCUCCGGAGGCGGCGCUGCACUGGGGCCAUGCUGCCGCCAUGGCAUCCGUGUACCCACAACUGCUCUUUGGCGCCUUCCUGGGAUGGCAGAUCCGCACGGGCAAAGGGGAGGAGACCACGCCACUGUCCCUGGGACUUUCUUCCAAGACGCUGCAUCCACUGCUGAGCCUCGGUGCUUUUCUCUUCUUCCUGAUCGGAGGACAAGGUGGCUUGGUGCUGCUCACUGCGCAGAAGCAGACGAUUCUGGACUCCCCACAUGCUGUGACAGCACUGCUCGGACUGUCGCUUCUGGCGGUGCAAGCAGCGCUCCCCCUCUUCUUUCAGAGCCGAGAGCUCCGAUCAGUGCACGCCUUCCUAGGAAGCUCCAUUGUGCUGCUGAUGAUCCUUCACGCUGGCUUCGGCGUCCUGCUGGGCUUAAGCUUUUGAGGCUGUUAGAGAAGCCUCCGGAUUGACAGGGCUACUCGGACCUCAUGCGAUUGGCAAAACAAACAGGACAUCCCUUGCUGAGCUUCUUCAAUAUUUUUCACGGGCCGUAGGGAAGCUUUGACAGACCUUGAAAGGUCAGUGGACGGCAAAUCGGGCCAGAACCUGCCCAAAGUUGAUACGUGAGCCCGGCAGAGCCUGGUGGUGUAGUGGAAAGUCACUGCUCGCGCAUUCGCUCGGAUCGGCAAAACCGAUGAAGACGCAAGUGAUCA
Effrenium voratum is the source of this 942-nucleotide messenger RNA. Lineage: Eukaryota; Dinophyceae; Suessiales; Symbiodiniaceae. The record is from the annotation of a GenBank genome assembly.